AUGGAGAGAGGAAAGAAUUCACAAUCGAGAGGAAAAAGCAAAACUCAGCAUUUUCCAGCUGAUUUAUUUGCUUUAGGAACAAAAUCAUCUGGAAAUGACUCCAGUAAAAGGCCAUUAAGUUCGAAUUCAUCGGAAAGAAAAAGGGAAGCACCUAAUCCUCCUAACAUACCAAUUUUAUCAAAGAAAGCUAAAGUUGUUGGUACACCAACAGCAUUAGGAUGGUCAUCUAGUGGAUCUUCUCCCACAACAUCUGCACCUAAUAAUGGAAGUUGGGAAGCUGUAGCUGUUGAUGUGGAACCAUCUGAAAUUGUUCAUGUCGUUUUGGAUGCUUAUCAAGCUGGACAAACGGAAAAAGCUGCUGGUUUUAUUUGUGGUGCUAUAAAAGCUUUGAAAAAUAACAAGUGGAAACCUGACUUGGUAACAUUAGUUGCUUUAAUAUAUCUGGCCAAACUAAAACCUUCUCUAUUUUCAGUUGAUGUAGUGACACAAGCUUUGUCAUUACUAUUGAAAAGAGAUCCUCAAUAUAAUUUCAAGAGUAAAGGCAAUCCAACAGUUUCUAUAUUAGCCUGCAAUUUACUAUUAAGAGGAUAUCAAGACCAGAAAAAUUGGCCUACGCAUUUUGUAAAACUUUAUGUUGAAGAUGCCAUGUCUGAAAGAGUUUGGGUUGAUCAAGUAGAAUGCAAGGCAUUUGUAAACAACAUAAUCACUGCUUUUAACACCAAAGCCCCUUCUGGAAAUAUUAACUUAAUAGUUCCGGAAUUGGGUCCUCUAGGGAUAGCUCGAUCUGAGAGUCCUGUUACCGUAGCCAUUGAAAAUGAAGAUGAAAAUUCAUCGAGCGCUUGUUCGAGUGACGUACCCGCGAUACCAAGGUAUUUAAAUAUCUCCGAAUCAAUCGAGCAAAUAGUAAUGGAUACUCAAGCUACAAGACGCCAGACACCGGAGAGCGUGACGAGAAAUUAUUUAAAAUUGUUAUCAUCAGCAGCUGGUUUGCCAGAAAUACGCCUUUUGGCAUCACCACGUUUGGAAAUUUGGUUGCAAAAUCCUAAACUGAUGAAACCAGCUCAAGAACUUUUACUCUACACAUGCAUUAAUUGCAAAACUCAUUCUGCCAAAGAUAUUCAAGUAAUUGCAUGCCUAGCGAAAAUUCGCCUUAAAACAAAAGCUUUAAUUAAUUUUUACUUGAUGUGUAUUAAAGAAUUGAUUAAUGCACAUCCCGAUAAUUUAUCUACGCUUUUAAAACAUACCAUUUACAAUGAAUUAUCGACUUCUAGAAAUCCAAAUAACAUGGCUAUGAUCGGUGUCAUGUUUCAAGUGCAUUCUGAACUUUCUGCCACAUUAUUAGCCGAUGUUUUUUUAGAGUUAUUAUUAAAUAGAGACGAUUACCACAGACCUUUAAGAACUUUAUUAAGAGAAAUAGUGAGAGUUUUAAAGCAUGAUAUUAAUUUACUUGAAUUAAGUCGAGGUCUCAUGGCUGACAAAAAAGAAAAUCCAACUUUUAAAGAUUUUGAAUUUAAGGAUCGGAUGUUUUACGCCGUCAUAGACUUAAUAACGCUGUCAUGUUUCUUAGGCGUGUCUCCGGCUGUCAAAGAAAGCGUGAAUUUAAUCGGAAGAGGUGAUAAGAGAGAAAUUCAAACUUUAAUAAAUUAUCACACAAUGGUUUCUAAAAUUCAACAGGAGACGGUAGUGUGGUUAAAAGAUCAAGUACCUAAAAUUUAUAGACCGAAUGGACCGGAAUUUCUCCAUGCCUUGCAUAAAGUUUUAUUUAUGGAACAAUUAGACACUUAUUAUAAAAUAGAUAUGUGGCCUCCAGAAUCCGAGAGGACGCUUUUAUUAAGAUUGUCGUCCGAAUCUCCUAUUUGCCAAAACACACUUAUAAACGUUUUAUUUUUGGGACUUUCCAAAGAACAUCCCAUCACGGCCCCGGAUGCCUUAGAACUUGCGGAUCAAUUAGUGAAAAGAAGUGCUUUACUCUCCGUUGAAGGAUUAGAAACUCUUCACGCAGAUAAAACGGAAAUUUUCGAAAUGGUAUUUAAUGUGACUGCGUAUCAUCAUCCAGAUAUCAUCACUUUGCCUCAAGGAUAUUGUCCUCCGAGACUUGCAAUAUCUAAUCUUUAUUGGAAAGCGUGGAUAAUGCUUUUAUUAUUAAGUGUACACAAUCCGUCUUCUUUGGGUUCCAUUGCAUGGGAUAAAUAUCCGAUGCUCAGAAUGUUUAUGGAGAUGUGUAUAACAAAUCAUUUUUCGUAUCCGCCUCCAACUAUGAACGUAGUCGAAAAUGCAGAAGAUACCAAAGCUCAAGAAUUAAGACUAACUGCUCAUGAAAAGGAAAGCAUUUUGGAAUUUGAAUCUCAUUUAGCUGCGGCGUCUACAAAAGCGACUAUUACGGAGCAAACAAGUUUGCUGCUGUCGCAGCUAAUAACUAUGGAUCCUUUGGGUGCUGCCAGAAAACCUCCUGUCGGAGUUUUAGAACAGCUUGCUGCUCUUAAUUCUACUCAUAGGAUGGGUCAUCUUUUAUGCCGAUCGCGACAUCCGGACUUUUUAUUGGAUUUAAUUCAACGUCAAGGAGCAUCACAAAGCAUGCCGUGGUUGGCCGAUCUUGUCGAAAGUAGUGAGGGUUCUUUAAGUCAUUUGCCUGUGCAAUGCUUGUGUGAAUUUCUCUUAAGUUCGAGUCCUUCGGAUAAACAGAGUAAAAGCCAACAAUUAAUUAGUCAUCUUCAACAGGUAUUAAUAGAUCCCAAUCAAGAACCUACGGCUCCUUGUGAAGUUUUAGAAUACUUAUUAAGAAGACUUAGUUCUCCACAUAUGAAUAGUAGAACUCAGGCUAUAAAAGGAUUAAAGCUUGUUUUAUCUUCCGUCAGCGAUGAACAUACGAAAAUCGAUACACAAAGUCAGGAUAAUUCAUGGUUACUUAGACAGUUACCUUUACUUCCUCACUUUUCAAGUGUCCGCCCUCAAGUCAUAUCAUCUCUAAGACAGGCUUGUCAAGUGGAAAAUGAUCCUGUUUGCAUCGGCAGUUACAUUACGUUUCUCGCACUUCAUACUGCUGAUGACGAUUUAACGUCACUUGGUCACUUGGUUCAAGAUAUGGCUCAAUUAAUAGUCGAACGCAGCACCAUAAUGUCAGCCAUAAUGCCUUCCGGAACAGGUGAUCUCGACAAAGCAAAUACUCUUCACUCAUUGACAAUAAUAUUUUGCGCAUAUUUACAAAAAGCUAGGGAACCACGCAAGGAUAAUUACACGUGGUCUGAGAGUCAAGAUCAGAUUUUGGUCACUUGGAAUACUGGCGAAGAAAGCACGAUGCACAUACUUGUCGUACAUGCCAUGAUAAUAUUACUAAGCUACGGCCCGGCAAGUGAUCCCAGUUUAUUUGCAAUGCUUUUGGAAACAUGGUUUCCCGAAAAGGGUCCACCCCCAAAGGCGUAUUUAGUCGAUACUUCAGAAGAAGCUCUUCUUAUACCAGAUUGGUUGAAAUUAAGAAUGAUUCGAUCCGGGGUUGAUCGUUUAGUAGAUGCUGCUUUAAUCGAUUUGGAUGUUCCGCAGUUAGUUUUGUUUAUUCAGUCGUUUGGCAUUCCAGUUUCAUCCAUGAGUAAACUUUUAGAAACUCUUGAUCGCACAGAUGCAUCUCUAGUAGCAGCGGCUGUGUUCGACAAAGCUUACAUGGCUCAAUUGGUGCAAGUACAAAGACGAAGAGGAGCAACCGGAGGUCAGAAAUUCGUUCAAGCUCUUAAAUUAUCCGACGAGACAGUUUCCGAGCCCAUGGAUUCUUCUGAACCCCUUGAUAAGCCCACGCUAAAUUUAACCGAAUCACUUUCACUUCUACCUUCCACCGAACAAUUACAACCCUCGAAUGCUCUAACCUUGUUGGAUAAUAUUUUCGACGGUAAAGAAACCCCGGAGUUUAGAAAGUCCGCCGUGAAAAAAUUGCAAAUAAUGUUGCUCAUGGAGACAAAAGUGACACCAUCUAAAAUUCAGUGUUUCAGUGAUAUAGUGAAACGUUUAUUGAUUUUAAGUGAUCCCGUCAACAAUGUUUCCGACAUGACCAACUGGUUAAGCGAAAAUUCAACUUUAGCAGCCGUGCUCAUAAGACUUUUAUGGAAAUUAAGCAAACUCAUGCCUGGUGACGUGAAGAAAGAUUUUAUCUCUUAUUGCGACAACAUUAAAACCUUAUCGAAGAGUGAAAUCCCCGUACUCUCGCAUUUGAUAGAAGAAAUCAUAAAUGACGAAGCCAAAAUGCAGAAGAAAAGAAACGAACACGAAUUGAAACCUGAAAAAUUGGUAGAAAUAAUUUUAAACACGACGGAAGAGAAAUCCGAAUGUUUCGGUCAAUUGAUCGAUUGUUUAGUUUCCAUCGAACCUGAAUUAAUCAGCUCGAGGAGUGAAAAAGAGAUGAUUAAACUUUUAUUUGGAAAAUCUUAUAAAAUUCAAGAGAAGGAAGAUAGGAUAGAUGCAGAAACUUGUCGACCCUACCUUUUGACGUUGCUCACGCACAGAGCGAGUUGGGGAAGGCUACAAACAUGCGUAGAUAAUUUAUUAUUCAAAUUCGAGAAGCAUUUUUCCGCCACGUCGGUUUUAGAUUUUUUAGAAGCUAUGACAAGGAAUCCUAGGCUUUGGCAAGGACGAGAAAAACGUAAACCGAAACAUUACACUCCGGAAAGCGUUUUAUGCUUGCAAGAAAGUCAGGUUUUGUGCAUGGUGGAUUACAUAAUAGAAGAAGCGAAUGAUGCCGUCGAAGAUAAAAUCCCUGUGAAAAUUCAUUCGAACGAAUGCGACGAAGAACGUAGACCGAUAUUUUUAGACACAUUGGAAUCCAGGCUACCCAUAUUGUUGGAAGUUAUGGAUGAUAAAUAUAUUCCAGGCGUUUUACGAAAGUUGUCUUCGAGCACAUCGGAAAUAUCCGAGUGUGUAUAUUUAAUUCUACUCUCUUUUUUUUUAAAAAAAUUUUUAAAACUAAUUUUUUUUUUUAGAUCCCGAACGGAAAUCUGUAAAAAUUUACUCGUACUUUUUUAUUUUCACAUUCCCGGAGUUAUUAAAUAUUUAUUUGGUACGGAUGAAGAAUCUCUUUUGAAAAACACGUCGAUAUCAGGUUGGAGCAGUAGCGCUUUGGAUAAAAUAUCUCACACUCUCCUGACCGCCAUGACAGCAAAUACGAUAAAUGUAAAAGAUUGGUGGAAAAAAUCUCAAGAUUUUGAAUUGGCCGCAAGGAAAAUGGCCGUCGUUCAUCCCGCGCUCGUAUUGAGGCAAUUGCCGAUGAUAGCAGCUUCGUUACAGGGACGCGUUCAUCUCGAUUACGUCGUUUUAAGAACUAGAAAUCAUAUCACGGUGUUUUCACAAGUUUUAGGUUUGAUUGAAUUACUUCAACCGAAAAUAUUUUCGCGACAGUACUCGACGUCAUUGGAUAUAACUUUGGAUGCAUAUCUAACGUUGUUUAAACUUCACGGUCACAUGAAAGAUGUGAGUCCGAUGUUAUCCAGAUUCGUAACAUUUUUACAAAAUUUCGUGUCCCAAGAUGCUUCGAGAGCUAUGAAAUACUUACAAGCGAACUCUAUGACGUUUUCGGCCAUACAUAGAAUUCAUCCGGAUCUAUCGAGUUUGCAAUCUUUGUUUUCUGGAUUGUUAUCGUCGAGGGACGAAAAUGGGGAGGAUGCGGAAGUUAUACAAAGUGGUUCCGUGAGUUCGUCCAUCGACAUCGUUUCGAAACCGCCGUCAUCGAUCAUAAGCGCGUUGUCUAAAUCCCAAGGAGAAGACAUACUUUCCGCGUUACAAGAAUUGGAUCAUUUGUCUGCGAGAAAUCCGGCCGUCCUCGAAGUUUUAAUGGAACCCAUAUCAUCUUUGUUACUCUCACCCUACGGUAACAUUCGUAGUCUUUCUCACACUCUUUUGGCCAGGCUCAUGAAAUACAAUCCUCAAAGCAAUGCCGUCAUCGGGUAUUUACGGUGUUUGGAAAGCUGUCAGGGUGAAAUAGUCAUGACCGCGUUGGAAAAACUACCGGACAUGGUACUCAGUUCUCAGGAACACGCGAGUUUACUUUUAGAAAAGGUUUUUGCACUGGGAGUAAGAUCUAGUACGAGCACUUUAAGUUACAUAAAUAAAGCCAUCGGACUCCUUAAUUUACAAUCAGGUUGCUGA
This is a messenger RNA of Pediculus humanus corporis (human body louse), 6123 nucleotides long. Its product is annotated as Integrator complex subunit, putative. Gene Ontology annotation, biological process: U2 snRNA 3'-end processing. The record is from RefSeq and is a predicted model, not a curated record. The coding region runs from base 1 to 6123 and encodes 2040 amino acids. Gene Ontology annotation, cellular component: integrator complex. The transcript has 14 exons. Lineage: Eukaryota; Metazoa; Arthropoda; Insecta; Psocodea; Pediculidae.